AUGGCGACGGCGUUUCAAUUAGGAUGGUACCCCCUCCUCCUCGCAGGGUGUUCCUCCUCAUCACCUCUAAUCCCCGACAUUUUCCUUCUCUCGCUCUACUACGAACGGUACACGGCCGUGCCCGACACAGCACAGGUCGACUACAACGUCAACAAUGCCAUCGCCAACAUUGUGGGCGGCGCCCGCCUCCAGGCACGCGUGGGUUACUUUGGCAUCUGUGUCAGCCCGGACGGCGGGUCGUGGCUCUGCAGCAACAACGCGACGACGCUUGCGAAUGAAGUCUCGGUCGACCAGGACCCGCUGAAUCUUGUCUGGCUGGCGAGUCAGUUUAAGGAUAUGAUUGUCUUUCCUUAUCUACUCAUCAUCGCAAUCAUCUUCGCCUUCAUCUGUCUCCUCCUGCUCGCCACCUUUCCCGGCUGGCACGAGGAAGAGGACAGCGAAGGGUCGGAGCGGGAAGUGAAACCGUUUCCGUCCCGCCCUGUCAGCCAGGUGGCGCUGGCCAUCAUCUUCAUUGCGUCCAUUUUUGUGCUGGUGUCGGUCCUGUGGCAGCACACGGCGUCGGUCGCGGCCAGCAUCAUUGCGCAGGACCUGGCCAACGGAAGUGUUUUGUCCGGAGUGGGCACGUCGGCCAUGGUCAUGGGCUGGUUCAGUUUUACGCUGCUCAUUGUGGUGACCAUUGGAUUGCUGGUUAUGAUUUUGAGCAUGCAGGUGUUGGCGACUAUUAUGGAUUGA
Messenger RNA from Canariomyces notabilis, 732 nucleotides. Its product is annotated as membrane fusion mating protein FIG1. Bases 1 to 732 code for a protein of 243 amino acids. Lineage: Eukaryota; Fungi; Ascomycota; Sordariomycetes; Sordariales; Chaetomiaceae. The record is from RefSeq and is a predicted model, not a curated record. Gene Ontology annotation, cellular component: membrane; mating projection tip. Gene Ontology annotation, biological process: conjugation with cellular fusion. The transcript is spliced from 3 exons.